CGUGAUGCGGCGGCCGGCGCUCAGCUGGGCUCUGUUUACAGCGCUGCGGUGCUGGGAGCGGGGCCGCAUCCUGGAGCGGAGCGGGUCGCACUGGGCUGCGCCGAGCCGAGCCGCCGCUCAGGGGAAGAUGGUAACGUGCAAUUAAAGGGAUGCUUCAGCACUGAGGGGCUGCUUGGUUUGCCCCCUGCGUUGUGCCCAGUGAAGGAUCACCUUGGUCCCUGCUCAUAUACGUGACGGCGCUUUGCUUAGAAGCGCGAAAAGCGCAACAGGGCUGAUUGUGGAAGGAGAGCAUCUGGUUUUAAAAAGCUUGUCAAAAUUUUAGUGCCCUUGAAUAUGGGAGGUGCAGUGAGUGCAGGAGAAGAUAAUGAUGAAUUAAUUGAUAACCUGAAGGAGGCACAAUACAUCAGGACAGAACUGGUGGAACAGGCAUUCCGAGCCAUUGAUCGAGCAGAUUACUACCUGGAAGAGUUCAAAGAAAAUGCCUACAAGGACUUGGCAUGGAAGCAUGGAAAUAUCCAUCUCUCAGCACCGUGCAUUUACUCUGAGGUGAUGGAAGCUUUGGAUCUGCAACCAGGGCUGUCUUUUCUGAAUCUUGGCAGUGGCACUGGUUACCUGAGUUCUAUGGUUGGACUCAUCUUGGGUCCUUUUGGUGUUAACCACGGUGUGGAGCUUCAUUCCGACGUGAUCGAAUAUGCCAAGCAGAAAUUGGACUUCUUCAUUAAAACAAGUGACAGCUUUGACAAGUUUGAAUUUUGUGAGCCAUCUUUUGUAAUUGGCAAUUGCUUGGAGAUCUCUCCAGACUGCACUCAGUAUGACCGUGUUUACUGUGGGGCCGGAGUACAGAAGGAACAUGAAGACUACAUGAAGAACCUGUUGAAAGUCGGGGGAAUUCUUGUCAUGCCUCUAGAAGAGAAGUUGACAAAGAUAACUCGCACUGGUCCUUCUGCCUGGGAAACCAAGAAGAUUCUUGCUGUUUCUUUUGCUCCUUUGAUUCAGCCUAACCACGCAGAUUCAGGAAAAUCAAGGCUUGUUCACUUGCCCCCGGUGGCUGUUCGCAGCCUGCAGGACCUGGCUCGCAUUGCCAUCAGAGGAACCAUCAAGAAACUCAUACAUCAAGAAACAAUGGGCAAGAGUGGCAACGGGCUCAAGAGCCCCUCAAAGUUCAAACGAAGACGUGUGCGGCGCCGGCGCAUGGAAACCAUUGUUUUCUUGGACAAAGAGGUCUUUGCUAGUCGGAUCUCCAACCCAUCAGAUGAUAACAACAACAGUGAGGAUAUCGAGGAUGACACGCAAGAAGAGGAAGAAACUAAACCCUCUGAACUAAAGCCAGAUCCCCCUGUAAACUUUCUGAGGGAAAAGGUCUUGAGUCUGCCUUUGCCUGAUCCCUUGAAGUAUUACCUGCUUUAUUAUAGGGAGAAGUAAUUUCCUCCUUCUAGAAAGCUGGAAGUAGGCAGAAAAUAAAGUACUACUUAGGGCUUGACAAAUGUAUACCACUUGGCUUGCCUGCUAAUACGACCACCCAAGGCAGUAGGCUAGCUGGGGGAUGCAGCUGCUGUAUACUUAAACAUUAUAGCUUUUACUUGAGUUUCUUCUUUCUUCUCAGUUGUGUGCUAUAGUUUUAUCCUACAGCAGGGAUUACUGAGGCAGCAAGUUGGUGAAAUGCUCAACUGCUUAUGGAAAGCAGGAUUUAAGUCCCUGGAACUAACUGCACGGAGAUACUCUCAAUCUCAUGGCUGCUCUACUGAAUUGCAGCUUUUAAUAUUCUUAGCAGUUCCCCAAAGACCUUUGCUGUCUGUGCUCUCUCCCACUAAACCUGCCAUGUGUUUUCCAUGGUGUAUGUUUAAUGGAGAAGGAGGAUUAUUAGUAAAAACUGACCUGGCAAAUCUUAGUUCUUCCAGUAAUCUGAAAAAGCACAACAGAAUUCUUGGCAUUACCCUUGGGGCAUCCAGGUUUUGAAUGAGAAAGAAGGCAUUGGCUCCCCUUUGGUUGGUCUCAGUUUUGCUUAGAAACAAUACUUGGUUUUUCAGUAAAAGGUAGAAAUGUUUUACAGAAUACUGAUUUUAUCAAUGGGAGACUCUUGUUCCGGUGAAUUAGUCUGGGAUGCAAAGUUGUUGGGUUUUAUCUGGCUUUUCUCAUAGCAGUGGAGGCAAGUGAAGAAUUGCAAAGCUGGUUGGCUGUGACAGGAUGCUGGGGUAGGCAGGGUUGUGACUGUUGUCUCUGGGAGUGUUUGCAGAGUAAUCCUGAAUAGGGAAGAGGGUAGAGGGGUGAUGCAGAGCAGUGGCUUUGUGAGAACCGACUGUCAAAUCAGCAUCAGUGGAUUUUGCUGUUGUGUGAGAUGAUAAUUUCUGUCUGCUGAGCUGAGCAGUGAAGUGCAGAGUGCCACCCUGAGCAGAGUCGUUUGCAUCCUGGUGCAUCAGCCGAAUGUAGUUGUUUGAGGAACCUGAAAACGGUCUAGAAAGCCAAACUGAUGCGGUUCUUGGGUGUUCAUGUGUGUGGCUUUGCUGUAGCAAGGUGGCCUGAGCACAACUUGAGCACACACGGUCCGUGUACUGCAGGUGGAAUGGAGCUGAUUGACUUGGUAGGUUAUUUUAUUCCUGCAACUGUUAAGUAGAUGCUUCAACAGGCUUGUAUAGGAGGAUUUUACGCUAUGCAAUUCUGUGGAUGUGAACUCUCAUUUUUAUUACUAAGUCUUCCUGGGAUGGUGGUGGAAGAAGUAUUCAUGUUUACAAGGGGAAGUUUUACUUGGUUCAGCCUGUCUUGAAAACAAUCUACCUAAACUACUAAGGGCUAGAGAGAAAACCCUUGGGCUUGUAGUGAUGUGAAGUACUCCAAAACCUGGGGGAAGUUGUGAAAACCUGCUCUUAGUAGGUAAUGAAGCUAUGUUAAGGUGUUGCCCCAUCAGAAGCACUUAAGUUGGUAUCACUUGGAUAUCUUUUAUUGGUUUUAUGCUGUCUCCUCAUUUUCGGAGGGGGAAUGAAUUAAAACUGUCUUCCCAAAAACACGCUGGGUUUUCGGUUCAUGGUACUGAGUUGCACAACUUGCUUAAUGAUAAACAGUGUUCCCGUGUGGCUUUGGAAAUAAAGGAAUAACUUGUAUGUCUAA
Pezoporus flaviventris is the source of this 3102-nucleotide messenger RNA. RefSeq names its product protein-L-isoaspartate (D-aspartate) O-methyltransferase domain containing 2 (gene PCMTD2). Lineage: Eukaryota; Metazoa; Chordata; Aves; Psittaciformes; Psittacidae. The transcript has 7 exons. Gene Ontology annotation, biological process: protein modification process. The record is from RefSeq and is a predicted model, not a curated record. Gene Ontology annotation, molecular function: protein-L-isoaspartate (D-aspartate) O-methyltransferase activity. Bases 334 to 1422 code for a protein of 362 amino acids. Gene Ontology annotation, cellular component: cytoplasm.